Messenger RNA from Solea senegalensis (Senegalese sole), 1474 nucleotides. RefSeq names its product urate oxidase (gene uox). Gene Ontology annotation, biological process: urate catabolic process; purine nucleobase catabolic process. The coding region runs from base 409 to 1302 and encodes 297 amino acids. Lineage: Eukaryota; Metazoa; Chordata; Actinopteri; Pleuronectiformes; Soleidae. The transcript is spliced from 8 exons. The record is from RefSeq and is a predicted model, not a curated record. Gene Ontology annotation, cellular component: peroxisome. Gene Ontology annotation, molecular function: urate oxidase activity.
UAUUAAGUAAUAGUUUGCCAAUGACAUUGGAAAACAUGUGUGGGACAUGAGAGUGGAUUUAUUCUAAUUUGAUCAGCUUUUGAUUCAAGCACCUUAAACCAUGAACACACUGAUACAUUAACACCCACAUCUUGUGAUACAGUAUGUUCCCAUGCAUAGCAGGAUCCUGAAGGCAAACUGUACCGUAAAAUUAAAAGAGCAAACAAAAGUUGCAUGCCUAUGCAUGUGUGCAUAUCACAAGGUGUUUACGCAUUAGUUCAUUUACAUUUCACCUGAGGACCCAACUGGUUGAACCAGUGCACUUGUAUGGUGCAAAGAUAGCACCGCCCAUGCUACAAAAACCUCCUCUGUCAGUGGAGGCAGCUUUCACUUCAUUGUGGGACAUCAGGUGACACAACAAGGGAAACAAUGGCAGCUGCUUCAAAUGUGGAGUUUGUGCGAACGGGCUACGGCAAGAAUUCAGUGAAGGUGAUGGUCAUCAGGAGACAGGCAAGACACCACUCCAUCACCGAGCUGAAGGCUGACGUGCAGCUCACACUCAGAUCCCGCAAGGAUUAUAUAAGUGGGGACAACUCAGACAUCAUCCCCACCGACACCAUCAAAAACACUGUCCAUGCCCUGGCCAAGAUUAAAGGGGUAAAGACCAUCGAGCAGUUUUCCCUGGAUAUCUGCAAUCACUUCCUGACAUCUUUCAGUCAUGUGCUGAGGGUCAAGGUCUACAUGGAGGAGGCUCCGUGGAGAAGGUUGGAGAAGAAUGGGGUAGAACAUGCUCACGCGUUCAUCCUCAGCCCAGAGUCUUGUCGCUUCUGUGAUGUUGAGCAGAAUCUCAAUGGUGCCCCAGUGGUUCACAGUGGGGUGAAGGACAUGAAGGUGCUGAAAACCACUCAGUCUGGGUUUGAGGGUUUUCUCCGAGACCGCUUCACCACUCUGCAAGACAGCAAAGACAGGUGUUUCUGCACCACUGUCUACUCCAGGUGGCGAUAUAACAAGGUCCAAGGUGUGGACUUUGAUGCCUCAUGGAAGCGUGUGAGCAACACAAUCAUUGAAAAGUUUGCUGGCCCUUACGACUAUGGAGUGUACUCUCCAUCUGUGCAGAUGACCCUUUAUGAGACACAGGUUCUGGUCCUGGACAGAGUUCCUGAGGUGGAGGAAAUAGAGAUCGCCAUGCCCAACCAGCAUUACUUCACCAUUGACAUGACAAAAAUGGGCCUUUCCAACAAAGAUGAAGUACUCCUUCCCCUGGAUAAUCCCUCAGGAAACAUCACAGGGACACUGCGCAGGAAACAGCAAGCAAAACUGUGAAGCCACCGACACAAAUCAAGAAAAGGCUCCUGCUGUUGUCAGGAUAAAAAAACACAAAGCCCUGAAAAUGUUCCUAUAAACCUUUGUUAGAAUUAUGAUUUCUCAAAGAUUAUAACAUUUGACAAAGUUAUGUGAAAAUGUGAAUACCUUGUUUUAAAAAGCUGCCAUUUAA